AUGUCUGUUUCUAAGGAGUGUUUAGACACAGGUUGCACUAAAGCCGACUUGGUUAGACAGGAGGCCAUUCGUAAUUGCAGUGAGAAAAAGUGGUCAUCAUUUCUCUGCAUAUUGUGUCUCCCUUCUGUUUUAAAUAGGACUAUUAGUUAUUAUCCUGAUUGUGGGGCUCAUAGGUAUAAAUUGUUACUUAAUCGCAUGAUUCGACCCUGCUUAACUCCAAAGAAAGGUUUGAAUAAUUUUAUUCCUCUUCUUUUUCAUACACAGCAGCUUAAAAGAAAACAUGUAGCUGUUUCUUCCCAAGCAUCCACCAAGAAGCAAAAAAUUUCUCCAAUUCUUCCCAAAAAAGCCUCAAAUAUUGCUAAUUUUUUUAAUGUGGCAGAGAAAUCUGUUUUAAAGCCAAAAUCUCAUAUGGCCCAAAGUGAGUCAUUCCCCCCCCCCCCCUUGAUAAUAGCAAACUAUAUCUAAGUAAACCUAGUACUUCAACUAACACAAAAAGCAAUGUUUUAGAAUCAGGUGAGACACCCAUUGCGAAAAAGGUAAAAUCACAUGUUACUAAUUUUGAUGUUGCAAUGUACAGGGAUAUGGUUAAGGGAAUGAGCUCAUCUGAGAUUUGCAAUCUUAUCCAAAAUGUGUUUAAACCUGACAAAAAUAUUCAUUUCCUAAGACUAGUGGCAGAAGCUUCAGGUAUGAUUGGCUAGAAUUACAUUCAUGGCUUUGUUAUUCACCUUCUCAAGAUGGUGCAUUCUGCUUGUCAUGCGUUCUGUUUGGAGAUCGCUUUCCUGGUAAAUGUGGCAAAAUUCAUAAUUUAUUUUCUCAGCCUCUUCGCCGUUGGAGUGGUGCAGCAUAUACUUUGAAACAUCAUGCUGGACAGGGUUUAGGUGGGGAAAUGAGCCUGCAUUCAUGUACCUUCCCUAUACUGACAUCUUUACUUUCCCAAAUGUCAGGGAAAGCACAGCCAAUAGAGGUAAUUUUAGAUACAAACCUCAAAAAAGAAAUUGAGGAAAAUAGAAAGAAACUUGCCUCAAUUGUAGAUUCUGUUAUUUUUUGUGGCCAUCUUGGUUUACCAUUACGUGGUCAUCGUGAUGACUCUAAAUACCAUCCAGAAGUUGGCAAUUACUCUACAGGGGGAGUUGGUAAUUUUGUAGAAUCUCUUAAUUUUAGAGUUCGGGCAGGGGACAAAGUUUUGGAGGACCAUUUGAAAAAUUGUGGUAAAAAUAAGAGUUAUAUUUCUAAGACAAGCCAAAAUAAAAUUAUUAAGUGUUGUGGUCAGGUGAUCAGUGAACAGAUAAUUCAAGAUAUUAAGGCUAGUAAAUUUUAUUCUAUUAUUGCAGAUGAGGCUGCAGACUCUUCCCAUAAGGAGCAAAUGUCUCUUGUUUUACGUUUUGUAGACAUUGACAUAAAUAUUCGAGAAGAAUUUAUUGCUUUCCUUCAGUGUAGGUGGGGGUUAACUGGUGAACAACUUGCCAAGUUAAUAUUAGAAGCUCUUAACAACCUGACGUUAUCUAUUGAUGAUUGUCGAGGGCAAGGUUAUGAUGGUGCAGGUGCUGUGGCGGGACAUAUCAAUGGUUUGUCAGCUAAUAUUUUACGUAUUAACGAGAAAGCCCUCUAUACCCAUUGUUAUAGUCAUCGACUUAAUUUAGCUGUAUGUGAUUCCUUGACUGUUGUUGAGGUCAAUACUAUGAUGAAACAUGUUAAAGAAGUCUCACAUUUUAUUAAUAUCUCCCAGACACGUAACAUGCCUUUUGAGGAAAUUGUCCGCAAUUAUCCUGAGAGAGAAUCUCAGAAAAAACGGCUGGUAGAUGUUUGUCGGACCAGAUGGGUUGAGCGAAUUGCGGGUUUGGAUACAUUUAUUGAGCUUUUUGUCCCUUUAUAUGAUACCCUCAAGGAGAUGAAAGAUAAU
Paramuricea clavata is the source of this 1900-nucleotide messenger RNA. Lineage: Eukaryota; Metazoa; Cnidaria; Anthozoa; Malacalcyonacea; Plexauridae. The record is from the annotation of a GenBank genome assembly.